Salvia hispanica is the source of this 1455-nucleotide messenger RNA. Its product is annotated as RNA-binding (RRM/RBD/RNP motifs) family protein. Lineage: Eukaryota; Viridiplantae; Streptophyta; Magnoliopsida; Lamiales; Lamiaceae. The record is from RefSeq and is a predicted model, not a curated record. Gene Ontology annotation, molecular function: RNA binding.
GUCGAGAACCCUUCUUCCCCAAUUCAAUCAUUUUGCCCUAAAUAUUCAACCUUGCUAAUAUUUGCAACUCCAAAUCUUCAAAUUUGUGUGAAUCUCAGCAAGAAUCCGUGAGCAAUCUACGAAUUCCUCACUCAAUCGAUCUGCCGAAAUGGCGGGCACCGGAAUCCACCCCUACCACCAGCAAUGGCCGCCAGUUCCCGCCCCUCCUCCGUCCGCCGCCGCGCCGCCGCCGCCUCCUCCCCACCCCCACCCGCACCCGCACCCGCACCAGCCGGCGCUUCCUAUGGACAACUCCGCCUCCCGCCCUUCUAACGACGAGGUGCGUACGAUAUUUAUUUCGGGUUUGCCGGAGGAUGUGAAGGAGAGGGAGCUGCAGAAUCUGCUGCGGUGGCUGCCGGGGUAUGAGGCGUCGCAGGUGAACUUCAAGGGCGAGCAUCCGAUGGGCUUCGCGCUGUUCGCCACCGGGCAGCACGCUAUUGCUGCCAAGGAUGCACUUCAGGAUAUGGUGUUUGAUGCGGAGUCGAAGUCUCUCUUGCACACUGAGAUGGCAAAGAAGAAUCUAUUUGUGAAGAGGGGGAUAGUUGCUGAUUCCAGUGCUUAUGACCAGAGUAAACGCAUGCGAAUAGGUGGCGAUUAUACACACACUGCUUAUUCAACAUCUCCUUUUCAUCCUCCCCCACCAGCUGUUUGGGGACCACAUGGGUAUAUGUCCCCAGCUCCACCACAUUACGAUCCAUAUGCAGGUUAUGCUGUUCCUCCCGUGCCAAUGCCUGCUCCAGCUCCUGUACCUGCACCUAGCAGUUAUGUACCUGUCCAGAAUAACAAAGAUAACCCUCCUUGUAACACCCUUUUCAUUGGCAAUCUGGGUGAGAAUAUCAAUGAAGAUGAGCUCCGGGGCCUCUUUAGCGUCCAACCUGGUUAUAAGCAGAUGAAAGUAUUGCGACAGGAAAGGCAUACUGUGUGCUUCAUCGAAUUUGAAGAUGUAAACAGUGCGACCAACGUGCACCACACCUUGCAGGGUGCUGUUAUACCCAGUUCCGGUGCUGUUGGAAUGCGUAUUCAAUAUUCGAAAAAUCCGUUCGGGAGAAGGAAGGACUCAGUCUACCAAACUCCUCCCCAAAAUGUGAAUGGAGUUCCUCCUGCAAUCAACUACCAGUAGCUUGAAGGGGAUGUAUCUCAUUCCUUAAGCCCCGACAACUGCAAGCACUGUUUGAUAGGAUGCAUCAUGCAGCUGUUGCACGCAUCCCAUUCAUCAUCUCAUCAACAUCAGCAUCCCUUCACUUAUAUACAUAUCUAUAUAUAUAUAUGUGAAUGCACUCUGUGGAAAACAUUUUGUCGAUCCAUUUAGAAUCUAGAUACAUGUGUUUUAUGUUGCUCUAUUUAAUUAGAACUCUCAAAUUUGUACUUUUUAUACUCUACAUACAUAUGCAAGUAUAAAUGCAACUAAUUUAGUAA